Fonsecaea multimorphosa CBS 102226 is the source of this 507-nucleotide messenger RNA. RefSeq lists its product as uncharacterized. The transcript has a single exon. The record is from RefSeq and is a predicted model, not a curated record. NCBI's taxonomy places the organism in Eukaryota, Fungi, Ascomycota, Eurotiomycetes, Chaetothyriales, Herpotrichiellaceae. The coding region runs from base 1 to 507 and encodes 168 amino acids.
AUGUCGGACGACAGUUCGUACUUGUCCUUCCUGGAAAAGGCCAACGCGAAUCCAAAGGCCGGCCAGACCCUGGCGGAAUCCGAGUCGACGUCUCAGCGCCGGUCGAAGCUGGACCCAACAACUUCGUCAUCCGACGCUCUGCCACCUUCCCUGAAGGCGCUGCCCGAUAUCACCUACACGUCCGACACAGACGCGCCGUUUGAGCCCGUGCUGUUCAACUAUUCCGGCUCGGAGCUGCCUUCGUCAGCGGAAUUCGCCAAGUGUGUAUUUUCCAGCAAGUCGGGCGGCGGCAGCGGCAGCGACGGCGUCGAGGAGUUGAGUAUUCGGGACUUUGACCCAAGAGGGCAGUACGGCGAGGUCAUCCAAAGGGUGGAACAGGCGGGGAAGGGCAAGGCCGGGGUCAAGGUUUACAGAGUGGAAACGAGUAAGACGAGAGUCGAAUAUUAUAUCUUGACGGUGGGGGAGAGCAUGUUGGUGGGUGUCGUGACCAAGGCGGUGGAGAGCUAG